This is a messenger RNA of Adineta ricciae, 858 nucleotides long. Lineage: Eukaryota; Metazoa; Rotifera; Eurotatoria; Adinetida; Adinetidae. The record is from the annotation of a GenBank genome assembly.
AUGAUCUCAUUUGUCUUGAGUUUAAUUGCUUUAUACUUACCUCAUUGGAAAUACAUUCACUUUCGUUCAACAUUAUCGCCAAUCAUUCCAACAGACAACAAUCAUAUGGAUCCAUUGAUACGCGGUGAAAUUGAAAGAUACGCCGAUGUUCUUUUUCCUCGUGAUCAAAAACAUUCAUAUGGUUUAUCAUCUCAUUGUAUUGUUGGUGAAAAAUGUGGUCAUAAUCUUUUACCAUCAUUUUCCGACACUGAAUACACUGCUUGUCACGGAAUAAAACAUCACGAGCAGUGCAUAUUUUCUUCUCAUUCGAAUUUCUCAUCGAACAAAUGUAUUUGUCAAAGGCCGUUGUACACCAACACGAUUCGCACAUUUCUCAUUCUCGCAAUUGUUUUCGAAAGCCUAUUCUUUCUCGGCAAUUUUCUUCGCUUACAUCGUUAUAUUCCUUUUCUAAACGAUCUUCAAUUACGUAUAGUAGUCAUUGUUUCCGCUCUAUUUUCGUUCUUAUCCCUGUUGAUCAUUAUCAUUCAGCAUAAGACAUAUGAAUCAUACGAAACUUUAGUUUACUUCGAAACUAUGCGUGGAUAUUAUUCACGUCGACAAAUUUAUCCGUUUGCACACGAUUUAGAAGUUAUCAUUAACCAAAUAACAUCAAAUUUAGAUAUACAAUCAGGCUCAUCAUUUAUCUGUAUGAUCGUUGUAUUUGUGCUUACGAUUAUAUCAUUUUUUACAUCGUCAACAGUGGAAAUAAAAGUUGAAUCAAGUUUUGAUGAAGACGAGAAGAAAGACGAACAGAAAGCUUCGAUGGAACGGUUUAUACCUUAUGAACAAAUUCGUUUUCCACGGCAAACUAAAGUUUAG